Molecule: messenger RNA, 1503 nt
Organism: Saccharomycopsis crataegensis
Lineage: Eukaryota; Fungi; Ascomycota; Saccharomycetes; Ascoideales; Saccharomycopsidaceae
Exons: 1
Coding region: 1-1503 (500 amino acids)
Source: RefSeq, a predicted model, not a curated record
AUGACGGUGUUUAAUGAACCCACUAUCCACGAUAAGCCUCUUGAAUCAUCAAAGUCCCAAUUCUUGAGAAAGUUCCAUCUAUUGCUUGAUGACCAAUUGAAGAGAAAAGAAAUCAUCUUCCAGAUCCAGGAAAUCGCCAGACAAAAGAAUUAUGAAUUGCACAAUAAACCGCAGAUUGCCAAUGAGAGUUACCGUUUCGAAUGGUUUGUCGCUACUUCAGAACCCAGUUUAGUCGACCUGUUGUAUUAUUUGUACUUUUGGGUAUUGUUGAAAGGUAAAUAUUUAUUGGAUGAUAUGGAUGAAGAGCAGGUGAACAAAUUGAAAAAGAAAAAGAGCAUAUAUGCUUUAAAUAAUAUGAGCAGCGCUAGCCUUGAAGGCACUGCCAACGGAUCUUCUGAUAGUUUGUAUAUCGAGUCUCCUUCCAAAAUUAAUAAUAUUGCUAAUCAUCAUAGUACUACAAGAUUUGAGAAGGAUAUAUUGAAAGCCAAGCAGUCUGUCAACGAUUUGAGGUCACAGUUUGCCAAAAUUAUUGAUGCCGAAAGCAAAGAGGCUUCCAAAACUUCGCCUUCAACCACCCCUAGAAAGACAAAGUUCUCCAAUGGCAUUGUUACACCAACCGGCUCUCCAAUCACCAAGAAAUUCAAUAUAAACAACAUACCACCUAAUAACAAUUCUGCCAGCGGUACCAACAGUACAAAUAAUAAUAGCCCAACACAUCGAGUGUUAGUCCAUAAAGUCAGUGAACUCAAUUUAAUGGACUCUCCAUAUAUUAAAAACGUACUCAGAUUCAAGUUUGAAAUGUCCACAUACUUGAACGUAUUGGUGAACAAUUAUGAUUUGAAUAAUGAAAUAUUGCCAUUGGAAUUCUUGUUACGCCACGAUUUUUUACCUACAUCCAAAAUUAUCUUCAAAAACAAUGAGUCAAAUUUGGACACUGCUAGCAGAAUCCUUGGGUACGAACAUUUGUUAUUUAUAAAAGAGAAUCCAAUUGAUAGAGAUUGCAGUGAUCACUUGAAAUUCGUUUAUAAUUUAUUGGUGAACCAUUUGGACUCCGGAAUGGUUUGGGAUUUCCAUGCAAUUUACCAAACAUCAGGGAACUUGCAGUCUGGUAUAAAAUCUUUACCUGACAGAAUUCAAUAUUUCCAGAAUUUCAACAAGACUUUGAUAUAUUUGAUUUUUCAAUUCUACAAAGACAAGAACAAGAGAGAAGGAAUGAUCAAGGAGUUUAAUUUGAAUCCAAAACAUCAUAUCAAGAUAGAUAAUUUGAAAUUGAAUUAUUCGAUUUUGAAGUUUAGCGAAAUAUGGAAAAAUUGGAGCGAACUCGAUUUUGUAUCACUAAAUAAUUUUAUCUUUUGUGUUCCAGAAGGUAAAUCUUCAGAUAUCAAGAGAAUGAUUGCCAAAAGAACUGAAUUCACUAAUUUAAAAUCAGGAAAUUUAAUGAGUUAUUAUGCCUGGGAUACUUUGACAGAUAAUAAAGUGGAGUUACACUUUACGAAACCAUAG